AUGGCUGAAACAGCGAGAAUGAUAGCAACAGCGAUGCUGGUGAUGAUGGUAGUGGCAACUUCAAUGUAUUUGGCUCACACUUAUUCUGAAUCUGAUGCUGGCUUCGUCCUCAAUACCAUCUCUUCCCACAACAUCGUCAUCUUCUCCAAAUCCUAUUGCCCGCAUUGUAGGAGAGCAAAAGCUGUUUUCAAACAGUUGAAGCAAACACCAUAUAUUGUUGAGCUUGAUGAAAGAGAUGAUGGAUGGAAAAUUCAAAGCAAACUGGGCAAAAUUGUUGGGAGCCAUAUCGUGCCACAGGUAUUCAUCAAUGGAAGGCAUAUUGGAGGUUCUGAUGAAACUAUUGUGGCCUAUGGGACUGGACAAUUGGCUAGGCUUCUGGGAAUUGAGCCCAUUGAUCGUUCAUGUCGAUCAUGA
Messenger RNA from Prosopis cineraria, 414 nucleotides. RefSeq names its product glutaredoxin-C4-like. The coding region runs from base 1 to 414 and encodes 137 amino acids. The record is from RefSeq and is a predicted model, not a curated record. The transcript is spliced from 4 exons. Gene Ontology annotation, cellular component: cytoplasm. NCBI's taxonomy places the organism in Eukaryota, Viridiplantae, Streptophyta, Magnoliopsida, Fabales, Fabaceae. Gene Ontology annotation, molecular function: glutathione disulfide oxidoreductase activity. Gene Ontology annotation, biological process: cellular response to oxidative stress.